Messenger RNA from Chironomus riparius, 4481 nucleotides. The record is from the annotation of a GenBank genome assembly. NCBI's taxonomy places the organism in Eukaryota, Metazoa, Arthropoda, Insecta, Diptera, Chironomidae.
AAAACGUUCAUAAUAGAAAAAAAAUCAUCUUCACAAUUUACAAUUUUUUCUAAUUUAUUUAAAUUUAUCUGGCAAUUUAUCUUUAUAAAGUUAUUGCAUUUCCACGAACAAAUUAUACAUAACUACAAUAAAUAUGUUCUGAAAUAAGGAAAAUUAAUUUUAGGCAUCUUUUUUUGUUUUUAGAUCGUUUUUUGGGGUGAGAGAAGUUGAACCAAAGGUAAAAACGGUAGUAAUCAAAGAAAAGUAAGCAACAGAUUUAUUUCCCAUACAAAAGCAAAGAAGAGAAACACAGGAAAGGGAAAGAAAAGGAUUUAUUUCUUUUAACAUUUAUCUUAAUUACACAAUGGCUGAUGAUGAUGAAUGUGCAAUCAAUAAAAUCACAUCAAAUGACACAUUUUAUCAGCAUGAGAACGAAGAUGAUGAGAUUCAAUUUGACGAUGAAAAUACUGGAACAGAAAUUACAAUUACACAAGAAACUAUCGAUAGUGAGAUUCAAAUUGAAACUCCAAUGGAAUCACAUGCGGUCUCGAUGACAACUGUUUCGAAUGUAGAAAGUUCUAAUGUUAAACCAAAACGUUUAAGUGAUGAGUUUUCAUCACUCGAUGAGGAAGUGGACGAUAUUGAGGAGGACGAAGAGAAUGUGAAAUUAAGUGUAGCAAAAUGUUUGGAUGUGGCAUGCUGCAGUAAAUCAAGUUCAAUUCUAGAAAAUGAUAAUGAUGAGACAGAAGAGGAGAGUUCAUCAAAUCCACCAUUUUUGUGCGAUAAAGCUGAAACAUCAUCGUGCAUUAGCUUAUGCUUUAGUAACAGUAGUAACAAUUUAUUUGUGCAAUCAAUUGUUGAUGAUGCAAUUGAACGUUCAGAUUUUGAGAAUGAACAAAAAUUAACGGGUGGAAUAAUUAUCCGUGCAUCUUCACUAGUAAAAGAUAAUGAUAGACUGAAUUUUGAUUUGUUAAAUACUAGAAGAUCUGCAAAUAAAAGUGAUGAGAUUGAUCCAACGCCAAGCGUAUCACAGGAAAUUAAUAAAAGUAAUGAGGAAGCUGAGACGUCAGAAACAAAUGUUCGUAAUGAACUCACAUCGACACCAACAAGUAGCCGCUGUAAUGCAAACGAUAUAAGAAACAAAAGUACAAUUCGUUCAUCAAGUGCAAAACAAAAAUUAUCUGAUAAAUAUUUAAGUAUAUUAAAAAAUGUCACUGUCACUGGUUCAUCAAUGACUGAUUACGAUAAUGGUGAAUCUUCAAAGUCAAUAUGUAUUGAUAAAGUAGUUGAGCAAAGUGAGCAUUCCAGCAAGCGAAGUAGUGGUGGUAGUGCCAGUAUAAUAGUUGACAAAAGUGUAAAAAUUAAUCUUUUUGAUGAUGAGCCAUCUACUUCAUCUGGAAGUACAAGUCGUCGUCCUAAUCAUCACAAUUCUCUCAAGGAUGAUGAGGAAGCAAUAGAAUGUUUAAAAUUAAACGAUGAUUAUAUGGAUAAUACAAAUCAUGAUUUGAGUGAUGAUCUAGAUCCAGAAGAUACGUGGGCUGAUUGCGAAGAUGGUGGAUCUGACUGUGAAGAAAUUUGUACAUGUCAAAAUGAUUCCGAUGAAGAGUAUGGAGCUUCCAGUAGUAGUAGUGAAGAUGAACUUCCUUCUCGUGAUGUCGAUUUAUCAAGUUAUACUCAAUUAGAUCCAAUUUCUGAUCUUCAAGAUACUGGUUGCGAUGGAACGCCUAAAAUUCAGCGAAAACGGAAAUUAACGGAACAGUCAAUGCUACAUGUGGCUUCCGAAAGUCCCAUCGCAUCUGGUGGAAAUCGUAAAAGACUAGCGUUAGAAACAAUCUCAUCACCACAUACAAAUAUAAUGUCCCCGAUAUCAAGUCAAAAUCUUGCCACUCCCAAAUCUAGUUCAAGUAUUUUAGCUGAAAAAAGAACUCCCCGAUUGAUACCGACAAAGGAAAAUCCACCUCCCGAAUUAAUGGAUUGGCUUUUAACGUUCCAACGUUGGUCAAAUGCUGAAAGACUUGUUGCUGUCGAUAAACUUAUUGAGCAAUGUGAACCGACUCAAGUUAGAUUCAUGAUGAAAGUUAUUGAGCCACAGUUUCAACGUGAUUUUAUUUCCUUGUUGCCUAAAGAGCUUGCUCUUCAUGUACUUGCAUAUUUAGACCCGAAAGAUUUACUUCGUGCCGCACAAACGUGUCGCAGCUGGCGCUUCUUAGCUGAUGACAACCUGUUGUGGAAAGAAAAGUGUAAACAUGCGGGUAUAAUAUCAGAUGCAUGUCCUGAUAGACCCAAGCGUGGACGUACUGGAAACAUGCCAAAAAUAGCAUCACCGUGGAAAGCAGCUUACAUGCGUCAUCAUACGAUAGAAAUGAAUUGGCGUACAAAUCCAAUUAGGACUCCAAAAAUUCUUAAUGGACACGAUGAUCAUGUUAUAACAUGUCUUCAAUUUAGUGGUAAUCGUAUUGUCUCCGGAUCAGAUGAUAAUACCUUAAAAGUAUGGUCAGCAGUGACGGGAAAGUGCCUUCGCACAUUAGUAGGUCACACAGGAGGUGUGUGGAGUUCACAGAUGUCAGGAAAUCUUAUAAUAAGUGGCAGCACAGAUCGUACACUUAAAGUUUGGGAUUCAGAAACUGGCACUUGUAAGCAUACACUGUACGGACACACAUCAACAGUUCGAUGCAUGCAUUUACAUGGAAAUAAAGUUGUUAGCGGCAGUCGUGACGCAACACUUCGUGUGUGGGAUAUAAAUGAUGGAACUUGUUUGCACAUUCUUGUUGGACAUUUAGCAGCCGUUAGAUGUGUGCAAUAUGAUGGAAAAUUAGUUGUAUCAGGCGCUUAUGAUUAUCAAGUUAAAGUUUGGAAUCCAGAACGACAAGAAUGCUUGCAUACACUACAAGGUCACACAAAUCGAGUAUACUCACUUCAGUUUGAUGGUGUUCACGUUGUUUCGGGAUCAUUAGAUACGUCCAUUCGUGUGUGGGAUGCGGAAACAGGUGUAUUACGUCAUACACUGAUGGGACAUCAAUCACUUACAUCUGGCAUGGAACUUAAGAACAACAUACUAGUUAGCGGCAAUGCAGAUUCUACAGUUAAAGUGUGGGAUAUUAUAACAGGACAAUGUUUAGCUACAUUAGCUGGUCGAAAUAAGCACCAUUCAGCAGUAACUUGCCUUCAGUUUAAUAAUCGCUUUGUUAUAACAAGCUCUGAUGAUGGAACAGUAAAAUUAUGGGAUGUCAAAACCGGAGAAUUCAUUAGAAAUUUGGUUGCUCUGGAUAGUGGUGGAAGCGGAGGAGUAGUAUGGCGUAUUCGUGCAAAUGAUACGAAAUUGAUAUGUGCUGUUGGAUCUCGAAAUGGAACGGAGGAAACAAAACUAAUGGUCCUCGAUUUUGACGUCGAAGGAGCUUGUACUAAAUGCUCAUAGAUAAUUGGUUGGAAACAAAUACAACAAAUUGUUUUAGUUAUUAAACAUAGAUAAAAAAUGUUACAGAAAUUUCAUACAUACUAAAAACAAAUCCUUUUUAUUUGUCUCCCUGUUAAGUUUUUCGUAUUUUCAUUUAAUUUUUUUCGGUCUUUAUGUCACAUUUCUUCCUUGUUUUAUUAUCCUUUUUAAAAAUUAUUACAAAAAUUCUCCUGUAUAAUUAUUUUUUAAACAUGUUAAUCUACCUAAAUGUAUCAUUUGGUGGUAGUAUGUUUGUUGACGAGUUUUCUUAAACAAUGCAGCAAUAUAUAUUCACAUAUGGAAUAGAUAUGAGCAACGGGAUUAUCUUAAACUGCAUGCUUUGUAGUAAAAGAUAACAACAUAAACCAUAAUAGUCAUACGCACUAAACAAAUUCUGAACCGUUCUGAAUUUAAUUUUCUAUAAACCGCAAGCAAAAGUCUUCUUAAAAAAUAUGGUUAGUAAUAAAAAAAAAAACAGUCAGCGCUUAUCAUUCAAAGAAGAGAUAGGUGGCUACAUGUGAAUUAGCUUUCAGUUAUUUUGAAAAUUCAUCACAAAAAUAAUUAACAAAAAUGAUUAUAAUUUCGUACAUAAGUACAAAUGAAAUGAAACGUAAGGAGUUAUCUAGAAAGUAGUAAUAAGCCAUUCAAAUAUCAGUUAGUAAAAAAGUUAUAAUUGAUUAAAAAAGAGCAACGCGAGAUUAAUUUUAUAAAGUAACAAAUUUGAAACGAGAAAAGAAUCCAAAACACAAAGUAAUUUUUGCAGGAAAAGUUAUGAAUAUGUUUUCAAAUUAAUUGAACUUAAUAUUAUUACGUAAAAUAUGUAUUAUGGAUGAGGAAUUAUCCAUGAAAAUGAGAUAAAACAUCAACAAAAUGAAAAAAAAAACUAUUAAAUGAUGUAGACUGAUAAACUAAUUUAUUUUAAGCGACAAGUAUGCGCGAAGUAAACUUUACAUUUAGAUAACAAUACUUGCUUUACAUAAAGCAAAACAAAGUUGCAUUAUAGAUAUUUUACUUUUAAUCAAAUCCCAAAAUUUCAAGAAAAGUGAUUAACAAAUAAAAAGUAAAAACC